AUGUCGACCGGACGCAAGGUCUUUCACUGCGCCGUGGACGAGACGGCUCUGACUACCAAUAUCAGCGAGAUCAAGAAAUGGACCACCAACGGAUCCAUCGAUCUCAUUGUCCCCCUUUACACUCUUGAGCGCCUCCACGCCUUGAAACGGGCGAGAUCGCAAGUCGCCAUUAAUGCCCGCGAGGCUGUUCGCUUUCUCGACCGAGUUACCUCCGGCAAAGAUACCAUCGCAUCCAAUCGAGUCGAACUUCAAGGUCCCAAUGAACAGUUCGAACACUGGGAGGAUGCGGAGAAAUUCUUCUUGCCGGAGUUCGAGGAAGAACCUCAGGCCCUGAGCGAUGGUGCCAAUGCUCGCACCGAGAUUCCGCGACCGCCGACCGAGCGACAGGAGACCCCUGCUGCGCCAGCAUCGGAUGAUCUGUCGCAGAUGCUACUCAGCCGAUUGAACUUCAAAAAAGACCCCGAAGCGACCUCCAACACUUCAGCUGGCUCCCCGAGCGGGCCACCCUCGCGCACCUCCUCCCGUAGUUCGCGCACCAGCCCCGAGUGCGCCCAGCAUGAGAACGGCAACGCACACAACUCGGCGAAUGUCAAGUCUGGCCACCAGCGCACCAUUUCGGCAUCCACGAUUCCCGUCGCCCCGGCUGAACUACGCCCAUUACUGAGUGCUCUCCUGUGGCGCCUGCACAGUGGCCCGGAUGGAGAGAACGCAGCCAAAGGCUGUAUUCUUGUCUCCAACGACCGCGCGACUCAGAUUUGGGCUCAGAAGUUUGGGAUCGGUGUGAAGAACAUCGUCCAGCUACGCACCGCGAUCCAGUAUGAAGAGCGCGAGUACAAGAACCGCUGCAAAUACGUCGAAAAGACUCAGACCCAGGCCCAGACUCCCGAACCCAAGACUCUCCUAUCCUUCGAGGAUGAAAGCGACGAGGACGAGUUGGUCUUUGUCCCUCGCGGCCGUGGCAGCGGCAAGGGCCCCGCCCGGGGUCCGCGCGUCGGGGCAUCUCGCAAAGCUGCUGUAAAGGCCAGCCCUCCAGCCGUCGCUGAACUCCCAACAACUACGAUCGAAGUGCCUACUCAACCUAUUGACCCGAACUCGUUCAGCCGAUCCAUCGGUGGGGCUAAGGCCCCGCCCGCCGUCGAUCCGAACCUCCAGGGCACUGCACGCGGCAACGGAGCUCCUCGUCGUGGUUCCUCUGGGCGCCGCGGUGGAUCCAGUCGUGGAUCCGCUCGUGGUGCCCCUCGUGGUACUUCACGUGGUAAUGGACGUGGUCGGGGCAAGCUCUGGGUUCCUUGA
Penicillium odoratum is the source of this 1293-nucleotide messenger RNA. RefSeq lists its product as uncharacterized. The transcript has 2 exons. NCBI's taxonomy places the organism in Eukaryota, Fungi, Ascomycota, Eurotiomycetes, Eurotiales, Aspergillaceae. The record is from RefSeq and is a predicted model, not a curated record. The coding region runs from base 1 to 1293 and encodes 430 amino acids.